Molecule: messenger RNA, 913 nt
Organism: Drosophila bipectinata
Lineage: Eukaryota; Metazoa; Arthropoda; Insecta; Diptera; Drosophilidae
Product: myosin-2 essential light chain
Cellular component (GO): myosin II complex
Molecular function (GO): calcium ion binding; myosin heavy chain binding
Source: RefSeq, a predicted model, not a curated record
AUCUGUUUGAAACUCGGCAGUCGACUUUCACCUGUCAGCAUGUCCGGCAUUAUCGUUUUUCUGUGUCUUCCAGUCAUCGAUUCCGGUUUUUGUUUCCCCUGCGUCAUGUGUGUGGUAUCCACAAGCUAAUACUCCAUAUAAAGGUCUUUAGCAAGAAACUACCACUACUUCAUAUCGUGAUCUGUUAUCCGUAAUUGGGGUCGGCCCUGCAAUGUCCAGGGCAGGUAAUCAAGUAAAGCUCGCGUCAAUUCAUUCAUCAUCCUUUUCAAAUGGCUUCAAGACCGAGGAGAUACUACCGUCGUCAUCAUCACCGCUCCCGAAUCCGAAGCCGACGAAGAGGCCCCACAUCCUGGAACUGCACGAGAUAUUCCUGAUGCACGAUAACCGCGGUGACAACAAGAUCUCCAUCAUCGACCUGGGUGACUGCCUUCGAGUGAUGGGCGCCAAUCCCAGCGAGGCGGUCGUCAGGGAGCACAUGAGAAAGCUGGAGGCUGGUGGCCUGCCCAGGAUCUCUUUCGACGAGUGCCUGGCCGUGUACUAUAGCCUGGGGAAGCAUGCCAGUCGAUUGAGCUCCCGGCGCCGGGAAAUUGAAAGGGAUCAGCUCAUAUCCGGAUUGAGGCUUCUCGACCCUGAAAACUCCGGUUUCCUGUCCGCCAAACAACUGAUCCACAUACUGACCCGCUGCGGCGAGUGUCUGGGCCAGGUGGAGGUGGACGAGCUCCUCCAGGGCCGGAUCAACGACAAGGGCAUGGUCAACUACAAGGAUCUGAUGCAGUUCAUAGUGUCGGGCUAGGGGGGAAGUCGAGGCGAGGACGCGGAAGGAAAGCCCAGAAAGUCAUUUUAUUAAUUGACAGGUGAAAGUUGUUUCCAAAUAAACAGUGUAUGUUACAAUUCCCAGGCAGGGGAAACUAAA